This is a messenger RNA of Pyrus x bretschneideri (Chinese white pear), 2586 nucleotides long. RefSeq names its product BTB/POZ domain-containing protein At3g50780. NCBI's taxonomy places the organism in Eukaryota, Viridiplantae, Streptophyta, Magnoliopsida, Rosales, Rosaceae. Gene Ontology annotation, molecular function: protein binding. The coding region runs from base 714 to 2324 and encodes 536 amino acids. The transcript is spliced from 3 exons. The record is from RefSeq and is a predicted model, not a curated record.
CUAUUUUGAAAAGCCUAGAAAACCUAACAAAGUUCCAACAACGCCAGCACAAAGAACAUAAUAUAGAACACAGGAAAGGUUCCAGCCAACAAAAUAAAGAACACAGAAAAAAAGUAAUAUAAAAAUGAUGAGAGACAAGUGUAAGACUUGCCUGUUUGGUUACUGAGAAAGUCUUUUCUAGAGAUAGAGAGAGAGAUAGAACAUCUGCAUUUUGCAGAGAGAUAAUCAUCAUUGUAAGAAUAGCUAGGCAGACAUAAACUGUUGAUGUAGAAAAACACAGCCCAUAAGCCAUCAAUCUCUGUGAUUUUUCCACUUUUUCUUCUUUUUCUUUUGUUUUUCUUUCUAAUUUUUUUUUUCUUUUUUUUUUUUUGCUUCUUUUUUGGGCUGUGGGCUUUCUUAUCUGUUCACUGGUUCCCUUGAUGCUUGACACCGAGAGCUCCCUUUCAAUCAUUUUUAAGGCACUUAUGGGAUAAAGAUUCAGAGGGCUCUCAGAUUACCCAGUUCUUGAGAAAUUGCUAGCUGGUCGGUUCAAUUUCAGUAAAAUGCAAUUCUUCCUGCGGAGUAAGUGAUUUCUCACCUUUGUACCUUUCAUGCUUGUGAGUUUACUUUGUAAUUAGACCCUUUUGAGGAGGAAGAGAGUUUUGGUUCCAAAACUUGGUACUGGGGAUUUACAGAAUUGUUUCAACUGUAAUUGCUUGAAAUUCUUGUGAAAUAUGGCUGAAAUUAGGCUUACUAGGGUAGAACAAGGCAAAACAAAGAUUAGAAAUGUCCCGAUUGCCGUGACGCCGGAAGGUUUCUGGUGUUGCCCUUCUCCUGUUGUGUUUCAGAAAACCCUUAAAGCUCAAAAUUCCAUGCACAAACCCAAGCCCUCAUCACCACCACCACCCAGGGAAGCAGCUCAGAGAAAACAAACCCCACUGAGUGAAAAAAAGCUAGCCUUUACCCCUUCGAGGUCAGCAAGUAUUUCUGAUGGUCUACGGGGUGUUGGUCCUGAGGCACCUGAUGCACCGGUGGUUAGUGCAUCUAUAGUUCCGGAGAGAGUGCCUAAGCCCAAAGUUGAAAAUUUGCCAAGGAAGGUAGCAAUUGAGUUUGGUGAGCCUGGAACUAGUGAUAUGAAGGUGGUUUUACUUGGAAAGAAGGGAUUUUGUGUAAAGUUGAGCGUUCACAAGAAUGUUCUAGUGGAGCAUAGCAACUUUUUUGCUGAUAAACUUUCUGAACAACAAUCUGGUUCAACUUGUCUUAACAUCGAAGAUUGCGAUGAUGUUGAAAUAUAUGUUGAAACUGUUGGAUUGAUGUAUUGCAAGGACAUGAGGCAACGGCUGAUGAAACAAAGUGUCUCGUGUGUACUCCGCAUUCUGAAGAUUGCAGAACUGCUUGGCUUCAACUCGUGCAUGCAGUCGUGUUUAGAGUACUUGGAAGCAGUCCCAUGGGUUGGGGAUGAAGAAGAAGAAAAAGUUGUCUCGUCAGUCUUACGACUCCAAAGUGAGGGUAUUGGGGUCACUCCUGUACUGAAACGAGUCUCAUCUGGCAUUUCUAAACCCCAAAAGGACACACUUUCCCAUAUAAUUGGACUUGUUCUCGCAAGCAAUGAGGAGAGAGGCAGGCGUGAAAUGAAAUCCAUAGUGCUGAAGCUUCUUAAGGAGAACAACAGUGCCUCAAGCUCUCAAGGUUCUUCUAACGUCUGCAAUGAAACACUAUAUAACUCCUGCAGAAGCUGUUUGAACUUGCUGCUGUCCCUGUUCAAGCAGGCUGCAGAGCCCGAGUCUUCUGAUAAAACUUCCAACAACAAAGAACCUGUGGUGAAGCAAAUAGAUUUGGCAGCUGAUAACGUCUCAUGGUUGCUUGAGAUUUUGGCUGACAAGCAGGCAGCAGACGAAUUUGCAGUAAUGUGGGCUAGCCAGCAAGAAUUAGCAGCCUUGCAUACGAAGCUGCCUAUUGUGUCUCGUUUCCAUGUUAGCCGUAUCACAGCAAGGCUGUUUGUUGGCAUUGGUAGAGGGGAGCUACUGCCAUCUAAGGAUACCCGUCAGCUGUUGCUACAAACCUGGCUACAGCCGUUGAUCAACGACUACAACUGGCUGCAACAUGGGUGCCGGUCGUUUGACCGUAAAAUUGUGGAAGAAGGAAUUGGUAGGACAAUCCUCACUCUGCCGCUAGAGGAGCAGCAAAGUAUUAUGCUUUCGUGGUUGGGAAGUUUUCUCAAGGCUGGUGAUAGCUGUCCGAAUCUCCAGAGGGCGUUUGAAGUGUGGUGGCGGAGAACUUUUGUUAGACCAUACGUGGAAAGACAAUGUAGUUCCGUCCAGUCAGAUAGCUCAUUGACCUCGUAGUAGACGUAAAGAUUACAGAAAUACCGUAACCAGUGAGAGUAAUAUUUGUAUGUAAAAUUAGUGGUGUGCUCCAUAGCAUGUGGAAGAACAGAAAAAGUCUUGGAAUAUUUCUCAUUUUCUGAAGGCUAACAUGACAGAUUUGUGUGUGAAGUCAAAAGAGUGAAGUACCGAGAACUUCGGAGAAAUUUCUGGAAGUGAAAUGCUUUAUGUGAUGUAAGAAACUGCUUUUGUAUCGAUGAUGUGAUGUGGGUUGAUUGUUUCA